UGUUUCACGUCACACGUCAUAUGCCUUUACUGCUGUCUUCAUUGUCUGUAUCUUGAUAAUUAAGUAGUGCUGCUUACUACGAGCUUCCACAUAUUAACCUUAUCUUACCAAAAAACAUUACUCCACGACUAGCAAAGUUCGACAGCUUUCUGCAAUUGGUCGAAAUUUUUAUGUUAAAUAAUAUCUCUGUUGUAAAUAUUUCUUAACCUCGAGGCAUGAUUUGUACUUAAACCUAUAUAAAGAUGAGUGUGCCUUUGUUUCCCAAAUCCGUCAACAACGCUCAGUCAUGUAUAUGUCGUCGAGUGUGUUCAUAAAUUGGGGGAGGGGUGGAUGUUAAAAAAAGAUGGCCAAGAAAUUUUUAUUUGCCAAGAGAAUAUUAUUAAGAAUAAUCAAGCAGACAACUCAUAAUAUGUUGGGGAGUUUGUGUUAUGCCAUUCAACAAGUUAUUGUACUCUUCGCUUGAAAAGACAAGUGUUAUACGAAUUGAUUGGUGUUGAAAAUGAGCAUUGCAGGCAAAUUUUUUCUUCUCUUGUCCUAUGGAAAUAGAAAGUAUUAACUCUUCACCGCGCAUGAUUCAUAUCACGUAACUAUAACCAAAGUGAAAGCAUUCAAAUAUUUCUUAAAAUCGUAAAUUUUGAGAAUGGAGAGUGAUUUCUAUGAUUAUAUUAGUGACGCUUCCUAAGUAAAAACAUGUAUAAAUUCACUUUUUGGUAGUGUAGAAAUUAUGUUUGGGUGUUCGCCAAUAUUAUAAUAUCUUUAAGAAUUUGCGUUUAGAAUUAACCUUGGAAUAAGCAACACGAAAGAAUUUUGAUAACCUGAUGAGUUCACUGGAGUUUGUCUACAAAGUUGUACGGUCUGGGGGGGCAGCCCCCUUAAAACAUGGCAGGAAAAGUGUACAACUCUGAAUGAAUUCUAUGAAGAGACAAAGUCGGUCGGGAACGAACGCCUUAACUUUCAGUGGAUGGAAAUAUGUGGGUUUGGAAAUAUCGUCAGUGAUACUAAAUUUGAAAAGUUAAAGUUUGUCAUCUAAGUGACAUACGAAGCGAUGCAAGUAAAUGGUAUAGCACGAAGCGAAUCUGAUGUUAUUCAGACGUCGUUUGAAAAGUUUAAUUCUAGUAAAAGAGUGCGAGUUGGUUUUUUAUGGGCGCUUAUAAAUUUUAUGUUAGCUGCUUUCGCCAUCACAGAAAUAUUUUUUGGAUCAGUCUUGGAAGUUGGCGUGAUUUACCAAGAACCUCUGUGGUAUAUUGAGGUAUGCGUUGCCAUAUGGUGCACAAUACGAUUCAUUUCAGAGACUUUCUUGAUUCUAACUUGGCUUUUGGAAAAUCCUGUAAUACUGACAGCCAAACAGUAUCAACUUCUGGCAGUGAAUUCAAAAGAUUCUCGUUUUUCACCAAUGAAGCCAAUAUCACCUAAUGAAUUCUUCACUGAUGACAGCCCAUCUAUCUAUUCUCAAAAAAGAACUCCAGUGUUCCCUAUUUCAGAUGCUCAAAUCAACUUAUCUCCUUUACAGUCUGGCAUCAAUUCCUUUGGUGUGAUGUCAUAUGGUGGUGUGGAUUGCACUUCUAGUUUGCUUUAUGAUAAUGAAAGAUCUAUGUAUCAAACAUCUCCCGGAAGCAUGUCAUUUCGAAAGAGGUUUGUUGGAAGUGGUAGCCCAUCAUUUACUACAAGGACGUCCCCUGUUCUCUAUAAUGAUUUCUCUAUGAAUCAAGAAAAGAACAGUUCCAUUCUGAGUUCCACGCCACCAAGAGCCAUCUCUAUUUCAGAUGAUCGUCUUCGAAAUGCUGAUGCAUUGAAUAGUUUUUUACAGUUUGAAGAAGAUAGAAGGGAGGUUUACCAAGGUGGAUUGAAAACCUCACCACAUGGUCUUUAUCAGUGGUCUUCAUUUGGAUCUCAUGUUGAAUACAACACUCCACUCUCUGUUUACAAAAUUGGAACUCGAAGCCCAUUAAGUGCGACAGCCAAAGAUGAGGAUGAAUAUGGUCAUAUGAGCCCACAAGCUGAAGAGCUUUGGUCAAAGUUUGGUAUCUCUAGACAGGAUCUUGAUAUUUGGACUGAAAAUCUUAGAAAAUGGAUUAGUCAAACUGUUGUCUGUGAGCUUGUCAGGGAAAUUGACGACAUUAAUCUGAGCUUACAGAAAAUGGGUUCAUCUGAACUUCAAAUUGGAUCAAUUAAUUUAGGAAGUUUAAGACUUGUUUCGACCAACAAAGCUGAACAUCUACCGACAUUGGCAGCUGUUUUACCUUACUUAGAACUUAGUUAUAAUCAGGAAUAUCUUGUGGAAAGAAUCAAAGAGUUGGGCGAAGACAGUUGUAUGGGCGUAUACCGCUGGAAAUCUGGUAGUCAUUACCGUGGACGCAACUGGGAUCAGGAUCUACCAACUGACGCACAAAUUGUUAUGCAUAUGUUUUGUACGUACAUGGAUUCCAGGCUCCCUACUGAUGCUCGUUAUCAAGAUGGCAGAUCUUUCACUGGACUUUAUUUCUUGAAAGAUCUCGAUAAAUUAGAUUCCAAAAAACGAGAUCUAGCAAUCCACAGAUUUCAACAGAACCCACCACAUUUCAAGGUUAUCUCUGGUGAUGAAGUAUAUGAUGUGGGAAAGGGACGGAAUAACUUGUUCCACACGAUUAUUUUAUUCUUAAUUCUCGUCAAACGACGACAACACGGCAUGCUUGGACGUGUUAAUCUUGGUCCGUCCGGCGUGAACAUACUAGGGAUUUUCAACAAACGAUAAUGAUAAUAUUGAGAACGCUUGUUUGGAAGUAUUUUUCCUGACUUUAUCUACGUGAUUGUUUUUAAUUAAAAGAAAACUUUUAAUUUCAAGAAGACAUUACGGGAAAUGUCGAGCGCGAGAAGAUUAAAUGGUGCUAUGCACGCAAGUACCAAUGGGAACGAGAACAACGACCAGGAAUCUUUUGCUGAAAUAGUGUCUCAAUUAAGACAGGCUGGUGAUGAGCUCAACAUAAGAUACGCCAACGAUCGUCAUCAUGUUCCUGCUGUACAAGUUGAUGAAUUGGAACGGAUUGCAAUUGAUGUAGUUGUGUUCGUUUUUCGUUUAGUACGUUUUUUGGCGCAUUACUGAUUUCGUGUUUUUUGUUUUUAAUUGAUUUUGUAGAAAAUUGAAAUUGUAUACGUACCAAAUAACCUUGUAAAUUAGUAAUUUUAGUUUAAUUGUUAUAACGGUGAACAGCCCAAGCGCGGGUGUCUCCAUUAAUUUCCGUGUAUGAGACCAUUUUUGAUCUACAAAAUGUGUUUACCAUUGAUGGAAGUGAUGUGUUGAAGUAGCGCGACCUGCUGAGAUAAUUUAUCAUAAUAUAUACAGCUAAGUUACUUCUGAAAUAGACAUGGCUGCUUCAUCAAUGAUUACGUCAUAUACAAUGUUCAACAUUAAUUUUUAAUUAUUAAACGUCCAACUGUUCACGAGACAAUUUGUUUGAACUAAUAAAGAUACUUGGUAAAAUGUGCCUCAGAGAGCAAAGAGAAACUUAAAAUAGCUACGUUUAAAAACCUAAUAUAAUAAAAGUUUCACUGUCACUCAAA
Messenger RNA from Xenia sp. Carnegie-2017, 3537 nucleotides. RefSeq names its product transmembrane protein 209-like. Bases 1046 to 2731 code for a protein of 561 amino acids. The record is from RefSeq and is a predicted model, not a curated record. Lineage: Eukaryota; Metazoa; Cnidaria; Anthozoa; Malacalcyonacea; Xeniidae. Gene Ontology annotation, cellular component: membrane. The transcript has 19 exons.